This is a messenger RNA of Ooceraea biroi (clonal raider ant), 1335 nucleotides long. RefSeq lists its product as uncharacterized. The record is from RefSeq and is a predicted model, not a curated record. Lineage: Eukaryota; Metazoa; Arthropoda; Insecta; Hymenoptera; Formicidae.
AGUUUAUGUUCUAUUUGUAAAGUUUCAUACUUAAUGACCCAAUAUAUCCCAGACAACAACAAGAAAGGUAGACGUUAGAUAAACGACGCGUGUAAUUUAUUGCAGAUCCUAAUGUUGGAAGAUCUGUCCCUUCAAGGGUUCGUGAUGAAGGGUUCCAAGAUACUGGAUUAUCCGCACGUUAGUCUGGCGCUACGCUGCUUGGGCGAGUUACACGCGUACAGCUUCGUCAUACGCGCCGCGAAUCCGGAGAUGUUUGAAAAAUUUCAACGGAUGCAAGAACCGCUCGUCGACGAAAACUUCUACAAUAAUAAUGCCUUUCGUUCGAAAGAGCUCGCUAAAGUCGUGAUCAAGGCUUUAGCGGACGAGGACGAGCACUAUGUCAAGAGAGUCCAGCAAUUCGCCGAUAAUGUGAAGGAUAACAUGUGCAGCGCGGUUGACGGAACACUCGCGGAACCCUACGCCGUCGUGAACCACGGUGACGCUUGGACCAAUAAUAUACUCUUCAAGUAUGACAAGGACGGGAAGACUCCGCGCGACUUGCGUUUCCUAGACUUUCAGUUGUGCCGUUAUGCGUCGCCCGUUUUAGAUCUGGUCUACAUACUCUUUUGCUGCUGCACACAGGAAACGAGAAGUAAAUAUUACGAUCAAUUGAUCCAUGAAUAUUACGAAACAUUGUCCAAGUACCUUAGGAAAUGCGGUUACGAUCCCGAUAUCCUGUUUCCUUACGAGGCGUUAUCGCAGCAGUUCAUCAAAUUCGGAAAAUUCGCGGCGGGGAUGGCGCUUUACGUUUUACAUUUAUUCAGCAUCGAGGAUGCCGACAUUGGUAUCAUGAAUGAUAACACUGUACUUUUCGAGAGGCUGCAAACCGACAGCUUUUACAGAAGCAUGGUAAAAGGUACCUUCAAAGAUCUCGUCGACAGAAAUUAUUUAUAAAUUGACGUGGAAUGCAACUCCAUGCAGAGAAGACGCUGCUCAUAUAAUUGAAGUCGCACAGUUUACGAAACUUCUUAUCGCAAGUUUCUUUGUAUUUUAUUUUAUCGUGAGUGUACACGGUACGGGGAGUUUCGCUUUAUCAAUUUUCUUCAUUCACGAAUACCUGAGGCUAAAGACGAACUCAGGAUUAAACUUAGCCAAAGAAUUUAACUGAAAACAUGCUGAAAUAAUGAAACUGAAACAUGCGACAUUUAUACUUGUCGUAACAUAAGCAAAUGAUUAAAAAAGACUUGUUCUUGAAUUUAACUAUACUAAAUAUUACUAUAUCACUUGAUCAUUAUUUUUAUUCAAGCAAAUUGAACUUUCGUUAAAGUAAAAUUGUUUGAUUUGGUUCAGGAAAGC